AUGUUGAUAUUUAUGCUGCGAUACUUCUUUGUUUAUUGGAUUCUGCUGGGUAGCAGCGCCAGCGAAGAGACACUUCUGCGUGAUUUAAAUUUGGAAGUGAAAGAUUUUCCAUUAGCUUCGUGCAAAUUGCGUUGCAUGCAUCAAAUACAAAGAACUCAAUAUGGCGGCGAAUUGGCGGAGAGACCUAAUAAUUGGGCCGAUCAAUAUUGCAGUGACUACUGCCGUCGUGAAAAUGUAACAACUUUGCUGAAUUCAGAAAAAUAUUAUCAAAUACAUAUCCCCUACAAGAUGAUAUUAGUCUGUCGAGACGAUAAAAGUUUAACAUUUCACAUUGCUCAUGUACGCAAUGAUGAAAGUUUAAGUGUUGAUAUCGAAGACGGUGAAGAAGAGUCAAGUAUCACAAAAACGUACGAAGCAAUAAAAGACAAAUAUAGAAGUAUCAAAUUAGAACGAGAAGAUGAAGAUCAAAAUGUAUUUACAGUGCCAGUAAACAUGCAAAAUGCAACAGAGCCACAGGUGGGAACCACAAUGACAAAUCCCAACGUUGACACCGGGCAAAUGAUUCAUCCGCCAGAAGCGAUUUAUAUGGUUAAAUUGCAGAAUGGUACAAAUGUUACUGUUUUUACGUCGAAUGAAAGCCCCUUCACAAUAACUGGACUACGAAAUGCCACCACCUACACGAUUUCUGCUGUGGCAGUGAAUGCUAAAUAUGAGUAUUCCAUAGUAACGAAUGGGCAAAAAUUUACAACUUUACAAUAUGGAUAUACACCCGGAGUGGUAAGCGGAAUUGGUUUAAAGCGUUUUUUGGCAGAUGAAACGAAUGAAAUGCGCUUAAUGGCGGAAAUCACCUGGAAACCACCUGAAGAUAAAACGUGCCACUACAAUAUACUCUAUUUUGACGAGAAUCAAGGAUCCGAUAUGACGCCCAUGGAAAUACGUAAUCCACGCCAGUUAUACACUUAUACUUUGGAGAAUUUGACUUUUUCAGCUGUCUACAAGGUUGGUAUACGCGCGAAGAAUACGAACAAUUCAAAUAAGGAGAGUGGAAUGCGGUGGCUCACUAUAACGGCGCCAUCCUGUGCGGAAUGGUACAACUACAAUUUCAACAUUUGCCCACCCUUUAUUCCUGAAGGAUUAAAAGUGAAUCGUAAAUAUUUAUGGGGAAAUACUUACGCAUUGAAUAUAUCCUGGCAGAAAUCCAAAUAUCAGCUAAGCGCCUAUAUAGCAAAGAUUGUGGAUCACAUAGAUGGUGGUCGUGAUUAUAGUUUUAAUAUAAAUAAGGAUGCGGAUGAGUUUUUCAUACCGGAAGUGGAACUGAAUGGUACUCUAUUCGAUGUGCAUUUGACCGCCUGCACGCCUGGUGGCAAUGCAACUGCAGUGUUACAGGAGGCCAAUAGCCGAACCGUGCUUCUGCCGGAAGAGGGUCAACCCAUUGUGAAGUUGAUUCUCGCCAUACUCGCGCCCAUCUUUUGUGCUGUCAUCCUGUCAUUGACGCUAUUCAUCAUUUGUCAUCGUCGAGCAAAGAUUAAAAGAUAUCGUCAGCGUUGUAAAUAUUUUGAGGAUCUUGAGAAGAAGGCCCCUAUCGAUCCAAAGGCGACUUUUGAUUUUCCAACAAAAAACUUACUGCAUUCACCAGAAGACUUAACACAAUUUCAAUUAGAUCUGGAAGACAAAAUAUUUUUCAACGAUGCCAUGGAAAUUGACCGCAAUGAUGUUACGUUGCAUGAAAUUCUCGGCGAGGGUGCUUUUGGUUUGGUACGACGCGGCACUUACAAUGACCGUAAAUCGGGAGUACGUGAAGUGGCUGUUAAAAUGCUGAAAGAUCGGCCAUCUACCGACGAUGUGCGCGCCUUUCGACGUGAAAUCGAAGUGAUGAAGUCGGUAGAGCGACAUCCGAAUAUUGUCGGCAUAAUUGGGCAUUGUACAAAACGUUACAAUGAAAUGAUUUUACUGACGGAAUAUUGCAGUUUUGGCAACUUGUUGGAUUUUCUGAGAGAUGAAUGGAAAUAUCUGUAUGACUUAAAUGUGAAAUUCAGUAGAGCCUCAGUUAAUCGGAUGUCCAGUCGAUUGGCAAGGCACAGUUUCAAGCAACAGCAAAAGCGGGGACGCCGUAGUACAUCACAAACGCAUCGCCGCAUAUGCAGUGAUAGCAAUAGUAACGGUUGUCAUGCUUCAUAUGACAUUGUCGGUAACUAUAAGUACAAAAGCAGCAAUUUUGGUGGUAGUGGUGUCUUUAACAUUGAUGAUAACAUUAUUGAGAAGCUUAAAUUCAAAUACAAAAACCUGAAUUCGCUACACCAAAGGUGCGUAACAGAAGCUAAAACAACAACAUUUUAUCCACCAUUUGGUGAUACAUCGGCGGCAACCACCAUGACAUCGAUCACCACAAUAAACGAUAGUACACCACCACCACCACCUACACCACUACAAUCGCCACAAUCUAUGGCCGCCGACAAUAAAUCCUAUGGUUACGAUGGCAUCUGUAGCAACGCAUACAAACUUGAUAGAGAUUUUGUGAUCGAUGUCAAGGGCAGCCAAAUGAUUAGCAGCGGCAGUGUUUGUGGUGACAGUGCAACACUGCAGAGUGAAACCGAAUGCACUCAGCUGCAGAAACAGAAACGUCACUGCAUGUAUUUGAAAAACUUCGACUACCACCCAACUUUGUUGAGUAGAGAUCAAACGAAGCAGUUACGGACGACAAUGGAAGCGAUCGAAAACAAAUCCUAUUUCAAAUUUUUGCCCGAAAUGGUGAGUGAAGUGGCAUUGCGGCAACGCCAAUGGCAACGGCGACAAACACGUACUGCUGCACGCAAACGUAUAUUGGCAUUGCAGGACACACAAACUGAAACCAGUACAACAACAACUACUACUACCGACAAUGGUGGCAAUGAUACGCUAAGUGCGGACCUACCGCGAGCACCGUUAAGUACAGCUGAUCUGUUAGAUAUAGCGCGGCAGGUCGCCGUUGGCAUGGAAUUUUUAGCGAAGAAUAAAGUAGUCCAUCGUGAUUUGGCUGCGCGAAAUGUGCUCGUCGCACCGGAUCGAACCAUUAAAAUUGCCGAUUUUGGGCUGAGCCGCGACAUAUAUCAAGAGAAUGUUUAUAAGAAGACCGGAAAUGGGAAGUUGCCCAUCAAAUGGUUAGCCUUGGAAUCGAUGACUCAUCAGGUUUACACAACGCAGAGUGACGUUUGGUCAUACGGCAUUCUACUCUACGAAAUUGUAACACUCGGUAGCACACCUUAUCCUUCGAUACCGACGAGUCGGUUGUUGCAUCUAUUGAAAAGCGGCUACCGUAUGGAGAAGCCAAAAAAUUGCGGACCUGAAUUCUAUAACCUCAUGUAUGGCUGCUGGAAUGCGAAUCCUGGCGACCGUCCUACGUUUAGUGAAGUUAUUAAAAUUCUUGACGAUUUUUUAACCGAUGAACCGGAACGCCAAAUUAAAAACAUACUCUGUGUACCGAAUUUGGAUUGCGUGGGACGGGGUCAACAAAAAGAACAUUUGCUUCAACAGGAAGGCCAUCUAAGUCAACUCUUUGAAAAGCGACCACAAUCACCACUCGAUGACGAUAAUGAAAUAAUGGAUACAUCAAAUAUGGAUGACUGCUAUCUGAAACCAUUGUAGGCGAACGAAAUCGUGCAAAAUAUCAUAUCAAUAUAUGUAAAUAAAAAAAAAAAAUUAAGAAACUGUAAUUGAGCACGAACUAUGCAUGCAUAGAGCACUGAAACAAAGCAUAAAUAAGGAAUUGAAAUCCACAGCGGUCAAUAACAAAAGAAUCAAAGAUUUAUUGCCAAUAAAUAAUACAAUAGUAAUAGCGUUUUUACUUGGAAGCUUUCCGAAUGGCACUUAGAAAAGCUUUUGUUCAGAAAUAUUAAAUGCGAAAAUGACAAUUGUGUAACAAAGCGUGUUUAACUCCCUAAGUGGUCAAUGAAAACUACAUAUAUAUAGGCGAUAAUACUGGUCCGUUAAGAAAGUAGCAGAUUGCAAACAAAGCUGUAUGUGCACGAACAAUAACUCGAGGUUCAGCGUGUCGUAUACUUAACAGGGACAAAAACCGAAAGCAGUUUAUUUGUAACAGAAAUAAAAGGAACAACAGACAUUUCAAAAGUUUAACAACAGAGAAUAAUAACAGGCUUUAAGGGAGGAGCCUAGUUUAUAAGGUCAAAAAAAUUAUUUUU
Messenger RNA from Anastrepha ludens (Mexican fruit fly), 4175 nucleotides. RefSeq names its product tyrosine-protein kinase receptor torso (gene tor). Gene Ontology annotation, cellular component: signaling receptor complex. The record is from RefSeq and is a predicted model, not a curated record. NCBI's taxonomy places the organism in Eukaryota, Metazoa, Arthropoda, Insecta, Diptera, Tephritidae. The coding region runs from base 1 to 3621 and encodes 1206 amino acids. Gene Ontology annotation, biological process: protein phosphorylation; cell surface receptor protein tyrosine kinase signaling pathway; positive regulation of kinase activity. Gene Ontology annotation, molecular function: transmembrane receptor protein tyrosine kinase activity; protein binding; ATP binding. The transcript has 16 exons.